GAUUGCGAAACGUACUGCGCCCCUAUAGGUGGCCAGAAACAAUUUCUGAAAUCUCCAAAUCCAAAUCCAAAUCCAAAACUAGAUGUGAAUGCCUGUUGCUCAGUAUAUCAAUAUCUAUGCGGAGGCCCCUUGGAGGGUAUAGCGUCAUCCUUAAGAUUGUUGCUCAUUUCACUGGCAGGCCCUAAUGCAAGAACAGUAUCACG
This is a messenger RNA of Amoebophrya sp. A25, 203 nucleotides long. The record is from the annotation of a GenBank genome assembly. NCBI's taxonomy places the organism in Eukaryota, Dinophyceae, Syndiniales, Amoebophryaceae.